Molecule: messenger RNA, 12472 nt
Organism: Xyrauchen texanus (razorback sucker)
Lineage: Eukaryota; Metazoa; Chordata; Actinopteri; Cypriniformes; Catostomidae
Product: histone-lysine N-methyltransferase SETD1B-A-like
Exons: 20
Coding region: 4140-9644 (1834 amino acids)
Cellular component (GO): Set1C/COMPASS complex
Molecular function (GO): histone H3K4 methyltransferase activity; protein binding; RNA binding
Source: RefSeq, a predicted model, not a curated record
CGAACAGCAUAGAAGAGACAAGCUGCUUAUCUAACAUUUUUUAAUACAGCCGGCCAUGGUCUGAAAAAACUGUGUAUUAUUAUAAUGGUAUGUGAGCUCAUGAGCUCAAAAGGGACAAUUCAUCACCGAAGGCCAAAUACGGCCUACAGCAGCACCGAUGAUCCCAAUUAAUCCAUCAAUGCACAUACUGUUAUUCUUAGAGCUAAAUGCAGGCAAAUAAAAUGUAAAUAAACGUUUUAAAAGACAACCAACUUCUAUCUGAAGAGGAGACGGUUAGGGCAGAUAUCUGACUGACGGCUGAUGCCAAAACAAGACCAAAAUGGAUUAAAAAUAAAUAAAAAAAAAAAUUACAGACGAUUAUCAAUAAACACAAGAGAAAAUGUGAGAGCACAUUAAUAUUUAUUAUGAUUUUAAAAACACACCAGCAAGCGUAAAACCCCAUUUUCAGAUAUACCAUAUUAGACACAAUAUCUAAUUAAAAAAAAAAAAACACCUUUUAAUUUUAGGCUAAUAUGAACAAAAAUAUAACUAAACGAUAUCUCAACGGUGGCACGGUGAUAAAUAUCGCCUUAGUCUUGUUCUGCUUUUUAAAUCUUUUUUUUUUUUUUUUGGCACGUACUUAACAUGGCUUUAAAAAGACAAUUCACUUCUGGCAUAAAAAUCCUGUGGAUGUUAGCUUUAAGACUGGCAGCUCUACUUAAAUAAAAGCUAACGCGGCCUGAAAAAAAGAUCGAUAGAGUCGACAGAUAGUGAAAUUGAAUGUGAAAACCUGACGAGGUUACAUUCUGCCCAGAGAACAAGUAAAGCUCGCGGGGGAGAUGUGCUUCCACUUGUCUGCAUAUCCAGUAGCCUAAUACAUAUAUAUACACACGCAAGACAACCUGACGUCGACUGUGGGAUCACCGUCUUCUCUUGUAUUUCAAGCAGUAGACUAAAAACAGCUUGCGUUCUCGGAAACCGAAGACAAAGAGGAUUUUCCUCAAAUUCACGAGUGCCACAAAAUGGCCUCAUGACCCGAUUGAGCCUGGCUGGCAGGAAAAGAUGUGGUCAACAAGGCGUUGUUCCAUUUUCUGGCAUAUUUCUGACACAAAGGCUUCUUUUGACUAUAAAAGACAAAAAUGAACAAGCAACCACGAAAAAGAUAAGAGGAAAAAUAGUUGGUGUUCCUUAAUGAAAAUUGCGCAACAUAAUUUAGACUGAUAAAUUAGAUCUGACGUCGCCCCAAGCACACACACACGCGCGCGCACAGACAGAGAGAAAGAGGGGGAAAACAGGAGACAGAGACAACGACCAAAUUCCAAGUAUGAGAUGGUGGGUCAUAAAUAGCCUAUGUACAAUACGCUUUUACACUUGUGGACUAACCAAAAUGUGCAAAAUCACAUUCCCAUAAAACUGUGGAAAAACACGUCAAUUUGCAUAACACAUACCGGUAUGUGUUGCAACAGUGUGAUAAAUUCACCAGAAGACCAGAGGAACCCUAGCGCCCCCCAAAAACCCAAGUUCCUUAGUGCACAAUCCUGUGUGCUUCACGUCAAAUGAUCCACUGAAUGGCUGACGAAUUAACUGCACCGAAUGUUCUUGAAAGGGGAAUGAGAGAGAGAGAGAGAGCACAACAGAGGACUGGAUAUUCCCUUUGUGCUUGCUGAUUGAAAUGCCUCACAGUGUUUGAGAUUCUUUCUCCGACCUUAAAAGGUUAGGUUGGGUGCAGCCGGACCCAUGGAAUGCGUCCAAACGCUCAGAUUACUGCUGUGCGAGUUGUUGUUUUUAGUGCACAAGGUUUCCGCGGCUUUUACGCAGAUGAUAUCUCUGCUCAGAUAAGCGAGUUUUAUGCAAUAUCCUGGCUUCACAAGCAUAAAGCCCCUUCUGAGCACAUCUUGAGAUUGUGUUCGCUUGAGAACGCCAUGUUUGCCUGUCGAAAGCUGAAUCAUAUAUGUAACAGCGUCCCGACAGCCUCGCCCAUAUAUGGCGCGGCAACCUUCCCCCUCUGAUGUCCUUUGUGUGGAGAAGCCAUUUCGAAAAUGAGAACAGCAGAGAAGCCGUUCAACUACAGGCUAUUUCAAAAGGUCGCUUUGGACAUGGGUCAGCAAAAAGAGGCGUUGCAACCCAACCCCCUCUUUAAAGCAGUGUUAGAGGAUCCGAAGAUGGGAAUGAAAACGUUCCUGUUUCUUCAGCGUUUAGGCCUGAUAAAAAUAUUUCAACAAAAUGUUAAGCAUGCAACUGAAUGAUCUGAAGAUACAAGUUGGCUCAAAAUUAAUGACAUCUUGAGGGAGCACUAAUAAGAAAUAGAAUUCAGUCAAUUUACACAAAAUGCAGUUUAAUUAGUAGUAAAACAUAUUUUUUCCUCCUGCAGCUAAAUAAGCAAAGACAAAAAAGAUAAACUUACUUAUUGAUUAAUGCUUGGCCCUGAACAAGACAGGGCCUUAAAAGCAGAUGAGAACUUUCAUGUGUAUUUUUCUCUCUCUUUUUACAUAGUAGUUAGUAAUAUAAGUCAAUUACAACAUUUUUAUUCAGUAGCAUUUUACUAGAGAAUAAAAUGCUGUUAUAUGGGUGUGCCAUGACCUAGUUUGCUGGGACAAAGAUGGUUUCCAGGAAGAGGAAAAAAAGCUUAAAAAUGUCAAAGGGAUAUCAUCCAACAUUUUAUCUUCCUUCUUCUCAGAUCCUGUAAACAGAAACACUGUGUGUAUUAAAUAGUCCAAUAAAAGGCUGAUGAUGAAAUCAAGAUUUAGAUCCCUUUAGGAACAAAGGAAACCCAUUUUGAGUUCCAAUGUAGGAGAAAAUGGCUGCUCCUGCAUUCAGCCUUCUUUCUGCUCUCUGUAGAAAGAACUGAGGGCUGAGCUUCUAAUAGCAGAAACUAACAUGGUGCUUCAAUCUGAUUGGCCAGAGAGGGAACUGCUGUUAACCAGCCAAUUGCCCAAGCACAGCAGAAUAUCAAACAAUAUUUGGAAUGGUUGAAAGCAUUGAAGACGUGUUUUACAAUAUUGCAAAAGUAAAAACAGGUAUUAGAUAUUUACUCUGAAUAAUCGGCAAUGGAAAGCUAAACAAACAUUUAGUUAAGCCACUUGUUUGGAACAGAUGGGUCAUGUCAAAACAUAUUCCAUAAUAAAUAUUUACAUUAAUUACAUUAACCUCCCUUCAAGAACUGUACACUUCCAGAGUUGGAAAAAUCACUCUGGGCACCAUUCACCCAGCCCACUACCUUUUUGAACUGUUGCCCUCUGGACGGUGCUACAGAGUAUUGAGCACCAGAACCAUCAGGCACAGGAACAGUUUUUUUUACCUCAGGCUAUCCAUCUCGUGAACAGUUAAAACUGCCCAGCUGAGCAAUAAUUAUGUGCAAUACACAGCUUAAAGUAUUUUUUAAAUGUAUCCAACAUACCACACCUCUUCUGCCACACAUUCCCCUGCAUAAAACCGAUUGUACUUGUUUAUUACACACACACACGCACACAUCUAUUCACUUUUUAUUUUAAUUCUAUUUGUCUUAUUGUGUAUUUCUAUAUAUACUAAUAUUUGCUAUUCACUUUUGAUUUUAUUCAAUUUUUUAUUUAAUUGUAUUAUCUCUGUCUUGCUGUGUUGUCUGUGCACUGGAAACUUGUCACAAAGACAAAUUCAUUGUAUGUGUAAACAUACUUGGCAAUAAAGUUCAUUCCGAUUCUGAAAAUUGCAUUUCGGUUCUGGACUAAAUCGAUUAGACUCUCGUACCGUGUUCCAAUUCAGUUUUAACAACCUUCUCCAGCGUUGGCCCUCCAUGUCCAUCUUGUAUUUAACGUCACGUAAAUCUAACAAGCAGAUUCAACGCGUUAUAAACCUCUAAACUUUUUUCCAGAAUUUACUACAUGGCAACUUUUUGCUGGCAUUUUACACACACAACUAUUCGUGUGUUUUAUUGUUUUUCAAAAAAUCGUAGUAUGUUGAUGUUAGAAUUAAAAAUAAUGAUUUCAACUUACGUGUCGAAUGUGCCGCCUUGUCGAAUGGUUGAGAUAGCGGUGUAUUGUGGGAGAGACAGAAACCCCAGACUAGAGGCACACAAUAUGUGUUGGCUCGCGAAAAGGAGGCAGUGUCUUUAAAAUCAUGUAAUGUGAUCGGCGAAACGUUGCAGAUAUAGCCGUUUUAUAUUAAACUACUCGAUUGGACAUAAAAUGUCCAGACCCGGGGAAAGAAAUAAGCUAAAUGAAGAUCACGAUACAAGGCAGAGUUCAAGUUUGGCGAACGGAAUGGACAACAGCCAUUCUAUUUGCAUUUCGGGAGAGAAACGAAAUCAUCAUUGGAGAAGUUACAAGUUGAUUAUUGACCCAGCAUUGAAAAAGGGAUCGCACAAACUGUAUCGCUACGAUGGACUGCACUUCAGCAUGCCGAACCCUGGAAUGCCACCGGUGGAUAUUGUUAGAGACCCAAGGAUCGGUCGUCUCUGGACAAAGUACAAGGAGACGGAUCUCCCCGUUCCUAAAUUUAAGAUCGACGAAUGUUAUGUUGGUCGCGUGCCCCCGAAAGAAAUCACGUUCGCGAGACUGAAUGACAACGUCAGAGAGGGAUUCCUCACAGACAUGUGCAAGAAAUUCGGGGAAAUCGAGGAGGUGGAAAUUUUAUACAACCCGAAGAAUAAGAAACACCUCGGAAUAGCUAAAGUCGUAUUCGAAAACGUGAAGUCUGCGAAAGAUGCUGUCCAGAAUCUGAACAACACUUCUGUCAUGGGCAACAUCAUCCACGUGGAGCUGGACCCUAAAGGUGAAAAUCGACAGAGGUACUUCCAGCGUUUGAUCAAUGGAAGUUAUACUCCACUCACGCUUCCAGUUGGUGGUGAAGAGGCUUGUGAAGUUUCUCCUCGUAGCCUGGCUGAAGCCAUGCUGGCAUGCAAGCCCCUGCGAAGGCUGUCUGAAGGCAGUUCUUCUGCAGUCACGGGCACUGCCACACCAGGUGGCACCAACACGCCUGUUUCUCUGGAUACGGCCUAUUCCAGUCUAAGGCAGGAUACGCCCCAGUCCCAGGGUACCCCGCACACACCACGUCAAUCGGGCACCCCAUUCUCUCAGGACUCCAGCUACUCUAGCAGGCAGGGCACACCUGCAUUCCAGCCUAACCGUGUGGAAGCCUCGGGAGGGUACAAGGCAAGGAGGCAUGAAACUAAAUUCCAGGACGCCUACAACCGUAGGCCAGAACGGCAUUAUGUCCAUGGCACAGGAGGGGCACACCGUGGCAACGCAGAGCAGCUGACCAGUUUUAAGCAACAUCAGCCACCUGAACCGCCAUCCCCUGCAUUUGCACACACGCCACCACCGCCAGCCACUGCAAAUUUCAAGACCGCUUUCUCUCCCUAUCAGCCCCCAAUGCACCCUGUGUACCCUCACACAGAAUCCCCAUUUCACCAGCCUGUUCAGCGGGAAGUUGAUUACAGGAGACCCUCUCAAGCCCCUAUUCCCCCAGUCACCAAUUUUACGUCUGAUAGAGACAGACCUACGACGCCGCCAAUGCCUGAGCCGCCCCCUGUGCCUGAAGCCCAUCCAGUCACACCUCCACCUUCCAGGCCCUCCCCUUCGCUGGGCACCCCCACCCAGGAUUCAGAGCGCAACAGCCUGGACUCCCGCAUAGAAAUGCUCCUUAAGCCAUUCCUGAACGAGCGCGGAGACUCGGACACUGAGGUGCGUAUGGACGGGAGCCCAAUCUCCUCGUCCUCCUCGCAGCUAUCGCCAAUCCCACCCCAUCGGCCUUCGCGGCCUUCAAGCAUUGGCCUAGAAGACAUCAGCCCUACUCCAUUACCUGAUUCGGAUGAUGACGAACCUAUCCGAGGUACAGCUUCCCUGCUGACAAACUCUAGGGUGAUGUCGCCCACCAACAGUAAGAGCAGUACAGGAUGCCCAUGGACGCCCACGGAAAAAAUGGACAUGGGCAAUCAGUCCUCCGGUGAAGACAUGGAGAUAUCUGAUGAUGAGAUGCCUGGCACACCCAUUGCCAGUGGGGAUUGUGCCAAAAGCAUUGUGGUCAACUCUGCCCUGUCGCCAAUCCAGACCAUUCCCAUGCCCCCACCAGGGUUCCCCCCUCUGCCCCCACCACAGGCUGGCUUCCUGCCACCUCUUCCACCCCACUCAACUGUUCCACACCUGGCUGCCCCUCAUGCAUUACUACACCCAUUGCACUCUUUUCCCCCUGGCAUGAUGCCCAUAAUGCAGGUGGACUUGAUGAGCUCCUUACCACAGUGGGGAAGCGUUCACAUGUCCUUCCAAAUGCAAACUCAGAUGUUAAGUCGUAUUGCACAGAGCCAGCGACUGUAUCCUUACCCCCACUUCAUGAGUGGGGCCGCAGCAGGGGCUGCCGCUAGUGCCAUGCAGUUUGGGGGCCUGUACCCACCUCUAUCUAUGGUUGGUAACCCUGCUGGCAGUGUGGGCCAUGGGCAACCCUGGCCUCUGCCCACUGUACCCAAGUUCAAUCCUUCUGUCCCACCGCCAGGUUAUGAGCACCAUAAGGAAGACCCUCACAAAGCCACUGUGGAUGGAGUGCUUAUGGUUGUUGUCAAAGAGCUCAAGGCCAUAAUGAAAAGAGAUCUCAACCGUAAGAUGGUGGAGGUGGUGGCCUUCAGGGCAUUUGAUGAGUGGUGGGACAAACAGGAGCGUUCUGCAAAGGCUACACUUACUCCUGUGAAGACAGGUGAGAGUAAGGAUGAGGAGAAAGAACGGGCCAAGCCCAAAGAGACUAUAUCCUCUAGCUUGUUAGAGAACUGGAACAAGGUUGAGGGUAUGGGCUUUGAGAGUAUGGGGCUUGGCAUUGGCCUGCGUGGUGCCAUCAGGUUACCGUCCUUCAAGGUAAAGAGGAAACAGCCCCCUGAACCAACAUCAACCAAUGACAACAAGAGAGUGAGACCAUCCACACCUGUCGAUGAUGAGCUGGAGGAGGAAGAAUCAGAAAGAACAGAACUUCGCCCGGAUGGAUCCAGAGCGGAUGGCGGUGGUUCUGCUGCCAAGCGAAGACCAGCCAGGCCUUUGGAACUGGACAGUGAGGGUGAGGAGGAGGAAACAUCCGGUAAAGAGGAGUCAUCGCUGUCCGAUCAUGAAGAGGAGCCAGAUGAAGAUGCUUCUGAGAGGUUGUCCUCUGGCAAGGGUAUCGUGGAAGAGGAAGAUGACGACAAAAAGAGCGAAUUAGACUCUAGUGAGAGUGAAUCAUCAGAUUCUUCAGAUGAUGCCUCUAGUUCAUCGUCCUCCAAAUCUGGUUCAGAUUCCUCUGGGAGCGAGAGCUCGUCUGACUAUGAAUCAAGUUCAGAGGAGGAGGAGGAAGAAGAGGAAGAAGAGGAAAGAGUAUUAGGAAUGGAGGAUGAAGAUGAAGUACAAACCUCAUCAUCAUCCUCAUCUUCCUCAUCCUCAUCCUCUACUGAAGAGGAGGAUGUUGAUGUAAAAGCCCCCAGUACUCCCAUAGUACCACCCCCAGAGGAGGAGUCAACAGAGGGGUUAGAAGAGGCUGAGAAUGGUGGUACAGUUAACUCAGUCAAACCUGGUUUUGAAAUCAUUCAAACUCCAUCACCCAAAGGAGUGCCAGUUGAGGAACCCGACAUUGACUUGGAGGUCAGUGUUUCAGUGCCCAAAGCUGAAACAAAUCUUGAUGAUGUUGGUAGCCUGCGGCCACCCACCCCAACAGGUUCAUUUGAAGACUGUGAUCAGGACAACCGACCAAAGAUCCACGCAGAGGAGGAAUUCCCCCAUACCACAGGUUGUGAUGGCCCAGUUCCCUUAGAAUCAUUGGCCUCAAUCCCUCUGUCUCUUCCUGCUUCUUCCAUGCACCUGCCGCUUCCCCCCAAUAAUGUCCUUGAACCACGUUCCCUUCUUCCACCACCUGAGGCUUUGCCUGAAUUGCCUGUUCGUGGGCGAUUGUCUACAGAAGAGGACAUCCCAAGAACACCAGGCAGAGACCUUAUGGACAAGCCUCGAGGUUUGGGCAAGUCGCAAAGCACUGAUACAGUUCCUGUCACACCAGGCAGUGACACUCCGCUAACAGGUAACAGCUUGAGCUCCCCGCACAUUCCCGGCAGCCCUUUCUCUUACCCUGCCCAAUCCCCUAUCCUCAGCGCUGGCAUCCCUCGAACUCCAGGUAAAGACUUUACUUUCACUCCAGCUUUUCCUGAAUCUGCUGCUUUACCUGCAGGCCUUCCCAUUCACAGGAAGGCCUCCUCUGAGAGCUUUGAGGAGAAGUCUCUCUUUAAAGAGCCGCUGCUCAGUGCUUCUGUUCAGGCCAGCCUACCUAACUAUGCAGCUUCCUCUCCUUUCCCUGACCCUCCCCUUCCUAUUGCUUCACUUCAGGAGCCAACUUUGCCUCCCCAAGGCUCCUCCCCAUCUGCUGUAGAAAUGUCCUCCACCCCUGCUCAAAAAGACAUACCUGUUCCAACGAUAGAUGUUCCUGUGCCCUUAGAUGCUACUCCAUACAAGAGGAAACCAGGACGAUCCAAGUAUAAAAAGGGGCCUAUGGUCGGUCCUGAAGAUGCCCAAGAGCCUCCAGAUCAAAUGGUGGCCUCUUUGCCUCCAGACCUACCAGUAAACCAUUUGCAUCCAGAGCUUCCUACAGAGACGCUUAAAGAAGCAGGUAGCGAUUCCACAGCCAUGGCCUUGGAGGAAGAAGACCGAACUCAGACAGUCAUACCUCAUGAGGUGGAGGACAGGCUUUUCUAUGUGGAGGAACCUAUUCAGAAGACACGUCGACAGAGGAGAGGCUGGCAAGAAUUGUUAUUGUCCAUGCAUUCCCCUGUGACAACACCACCCCAUCCCAGUUUCCUACCCCGUUCAGAAUUUGAGGAGAUGACCAUCUUGUAUGACAUCUGGAAUGAUGGUAUCGAUGAGGAGGACAUCCUCUACCUUAAGGUCACUUACGACAAGAUGCUUCAGCAGGACAAUGGCAAUGACUGGCUCAAUGACACACUCUGGGUCAACCAUCCUCCCACCAAUGUGGUCAACGUGUCAGGAGUGAAGCGGAAGCGGAGAGAAGAUGGCAUAUGGGAUCAUGUCACUGGCUGCGCCCGCAGUGAGGGCUACUAUAAAAUCGACAAGAAAGACAAAAUUAAAUAUCUGAACAGCUCACGCCUACAGUCAGAAGAGCCUGAUGUGGACACUCAGGGGAAGAGUAUUCCAGCACAGCCCCAAGCAUCCUCUAGGGCAGGGUCGGAGCGACGAUCUGAACAGCGUCGCUUGCUCUCAUCCUUCAGUUGCGAUAGCGACCUUCUCAAGUUUAACCAGCUUAAGUUCCGUAAAAAGAAGAUCCGGUUCUGCAGAAGUCACAUUCAUGAUUGGGGAUUGUUUGCCAUGGAACCUAUUGCUGCUGAUGAGAUGGUUAUUGAAUAUGUUGGGCAGAAUAUUCGACAGGUUAUUGCAGACAUGCGAGAGAAGCGUUACGAGGAAGAGGGCAUCGGCAGUAGCUACAUGUUCCGUGUGGAUCACGAUACCAUUAUAGAUGCAACCAAAUGUGGCAACUUCGCCCGCUUCAUCAAUCACAGUUGCAAUCCAAACUGUUAUGCCAAAGUCAUCACUGUGGAAUCACAGAAAAAGAUUGUCAUCUACUCCCGGCAGCCAAUAAAUGUUAACGAGGAGAUCACAUAUGAUUACAAGUUCCCCAUCGAGGACGAGAAGAUACCUUGCCUCUGUGGUGCAGAGAACUGCAGGGGAACAUUAAAUUAACCCCAGCUGGAUAGGUGAGAACUAAAUUAACAUGCACUGCCCCGAAAGCCCAGACACCAGUCUUCUGGAGACACCAUGCCAUAACCGCAGGGAGCUACAGAGGAAUCGAUGGGUGGAAUCCAACACAUCCACAAAAUGUAUAUUGUGCAGCUAAGUGUCUGGGACUUCUUUUUGUACUUUUUCACAAUUGUUUACGAUUUACAGGUGCUCUUUCAAGCAUAAAAAUGAGUUUUCUACCACUCUUCCAUUGACCUCUAUAUGUCCGAAUAUACCGUAUUUAUCCCCAUAUGUUUGGGCACUAGGUUUGAUGUCGGUCCAAUUGGCACACUUUGCCCCGUGGAGCUCAAGGUCUGUGUCAGUCUCCUUUUCCUCUGCGGUUUGGUUAUGGAGAGACCUCCCCGUCACUGAACUCUAACCCUGAACACUUUAAGCUGCUUGUAUCUGUCCAACACGCACAAAAUUCCCAGUUUUAAAUAUUUUUUAAUAACUUCUCUGUACGUUAUCCCCCUCAUUCUGUGUGAAACAAGCUUACUUAGAUAUUCAAAACUUUAUGCAAAAAUUCAGUUACCAGGAAAGAUUUUACCAAGUUUAGCAUUCUUUGUGACACUAAUCGAUGUUGGGGGAUUGUCUUCAGUUUGCAGAACGUUCAACAGCUUAACAAAAGCACACCUGCGCUGGCCACAAAACAAAUGAGUUGACAAGGUCCAAAGCUCAUUCAGAUUUCACAAAGUGAAAUGCUCCCUCUGCAAUACUUGAGCCAGCGCUGUGUGAUAUCUACCAACUGAAUCUUUUCUGAGGAUCAAAAGCAAACCAGACAAUACACUACAGACUACACAUAGGCUCUCAUUUAAUCCAUUGUGACAUUUUUACCAAAAUUGUUCUGCAAAUUUGAGUGUGUGCACUGCCCCCUAUCGUCUGCAAAGACCUAAAGCUGCUUAAAUUCAGAUUCCAAUUUCUUAAAAAUCAUGAGGUACAUCUUAAUAAUAAUUCUGCAUCAUCUUAUGUGUCAGCUCACUUUUUCAAGUCAAGACUUUGGUUUUUACUUUAGUAGGUGCAACUGGCUUCAUAUACAUUGGUUCACUGGUGCUGAAUUUUCUAUAAUGGGGGAAUUCUCGCCAAUACAAUGCUGCUAUUAUGUGGUACUGCAAACUUCUGUUGCAUUUUCACGAGACCACUUUCUCUACCAGUUCUUUUUUAACACAGAUCAGGUCAGUUAGUGGGCGAAUCUCAUGAAAACACAUUCAAGUCAUAACACCCCCCCCCAACCCCCACUUUGAAUUUUCUAGUAAUUAUUGACAAUAACUCUCAUUAGAUUCUCUAUACUGUAAUACAGUAUAUUUUACCAUAUGCAGUAAAGAGAUUUUUUUAAAUAUCAUAAAUGAAAGGCAGUACAACAAACUACCAUAAUGUAUCAAUUCAUUAAUAUUUCAUAAUUUUUUCAUAAUACAGUAAUGUGAAAGUGUACUUAAUUGUCAUGAAAAUAUUGUCAUUAUAGGAGAAAAAUAUAUUAAUGGCCCUUAUUUAUUUGUUUUUUUUAUUACUUUAGGGUGAAAUUUUACCUGAACAUGUUCCAUGAGAUUCACUCUGGUUCUCAUAGUAUUAAGUAUUCUCUCUGUGUGCAUUGACUUAGUAAAUUAAUUCAUAAUCUCACACUUUAAAUGCUUACACUUUACUGGAAAUCUAGGUAAAUGCAUCUUCAUACUUAACCAGUGUUUAGAAUAAUCAAGGCCCCUGGAGUUUUAGGUCCAUCAGUGUUUUAAAAGCUGCUCAGGUUGAAGUCAACCUGAAAUCAUCUGGUGUAGACCCUGAAGAUCAAUGAGUCAAAUAUAGUGCCAAAUAAUAUGUACUUGGGGACCUUGAAGUGUUGCAGCUCCAAAGGCAAAACUGUUUCAACUUGUUUCCACACAGGUCUGUGUCCAUAGAUGGUAUCUAGAAAUCUUCAGUUCAUUGAUAACUUUGGGUGAUCUGUUGAGUUCCAUUAGCAUUUUGCUCAGUAUUUAACCAUCGAAAUGUGUUUAAAGAGCUAUUACAGCCAAAUUUCUCCCCCAAAAAGAGGACUUUUGCAAGGCAGCAUCUGGUCACUUUGCUAUUCUCGUUUGACUUGGUUAUGUUUAUAAAUGUGCUAGAAGCUUCCACCCUCAUCAAACCAACCGGCACUCACUCACAAUACCAAGCUAUAAACCUUCUAAGAAUAAGGAUAGCUAAUGUCCUUUACAUUAGACCCCAUCCCUGUUGUUUUUUUUUUCUUCUUUUAAAUAUGUUGAUAUUGUACAGGAUAUGAUUGUUUGUAUAAAGAAAUUAGGCUUUUUUUAUCUUGAUUGGGAGUGAUGCAUUGUUCUGCUUUUAUAAUUGACAAAUUGUGUAUUUAAAAUGACUUUUUCAGGGAUAAUUCUAUGAAAAAAGUGGUUGAAUAGCUAAUUUAAAGAAAAUGAUGCAUCUUGUACAUAAAACAGAUUUGUACUUCCUUUUGAAAGAUUGUUUCUUGUAGAAACGUCUUUUUUUCUGCCCAUUUUCCUUUGUGUAAAUACUUAGACUGUGAAUAUUUAAAUAUAAAUAUAUAUAUAUAUUUUUGUUCCUGAGGAUUUUCUACAGCAUCAUGUCUCAGAAAGGUCUAUUUGACAGUGAGUACAGAGAGCUGGUGGCAGUAUUUUCAGCUUGUGUCAAGCUUUAUUUUUUAUUUUUGGUUGUAAAUUCUAUGAAAAUCUGUUUGCAGUGUGGGGGAAAGCAUUAUCAUUCAGAAAUGGCAAGGAACAUAGGUGAAAUUGACUUACACCCCCUUGUCUAUUUAUUAUACAACAAAUGUAUGGAAAAAAGGAUAAUGGAAAAAU